AAGAUUAGAUUAAAAACUAAUUGGAUAAGAUAAAUCCGUGUGAAUAAAUUCAAGUGCAGGGCUAUAGUUUUGUUAGUCGGUUUCAAAGAUGCUUCGCCUACUGAUCUUCUUGGCUUUUGCCAUUCUUGGAUGCCAGGCUGCUUGCAACGUGUGCUCAGCCACCACAGGACACUCCUGUAUCUCGGCGACGGAGUUCCAGUUCUGCUCUUCGAGUUCAGUGGCCAUUGGGACCACCUAUACUUGCCCCACCGGAUAUUAUUGCACCGAUUCCGCCAUUCUCUGCAGUUCGGAUUCCAGUCUAGUCUCCUGUUCGGGAUGCAAUAAAUGCAGUACGGAUAAUCGCUUCGCCUGUACUAGCCGGAAUACAUUCGCUCUGUGUUUGGGAAGCGCUACUCCAAGUACUUCCCUAGGGGGCACAUGCGGACCCAACUACGUUUGCAAUGUGAACGAGGCCAACAUAUGUGUGAACCCCACUCAAUACCCAACCACUUGUUGGAGCUCCGGUACUGGAAACUGUGGAUCUACCACCAUUACGGAUGCCAACGAGUAUUGUCGAGGGGUUGGAACCAUCGGAAGAUAUCCUUACGGGGGUGUUACUUCCACCACAUGCAAACAAUACGUUUAUUGCUAUGUCGUGAGUGGCGUAUUUUAUGGGAAUGUGUACAGCUGCCCCGGAGCCACUUACUUCGACAGCACCACCCAACAAUGCACCACCGCAACUCAGGCCAGGUGCUCGGACUCUGUGCAAUGCUUAACUCUUAAUAAUCGCGUAUUGCCUUAGAGUUGUUUUUUUAAAUGUUCUUUAAUUGUAACAAUUCCGUUUGAAUUCCCAUUUGCAAUUCAUUAAAAGGACUUGGUUUAAUAA
Molecule: messenger RNA, 865 nt
Organism: Drosophila bipectinata
Lineage: Eukaryota; Metazoa; Arthropoda; Insecta; Diptera; Drosophilidae
Cellular component (GO): extracellular region
Molecular function (GO): chitin binding
Source: RefSeq, a predicted model, not a curated record